AUGUACGAUUCUAAAUUAAAGAAAGCGAUAGAAUUGCGCCUCUCCCGCGGUGGUGUGAACGCAUCCAUAAAUUCCGGCAAUUUAUUAAGAAAGGGACACGUCAAACGAGGCAUUGUCCCAACACAAUAUUCUCACCUAUUUUCCGUUCAGAUCAGUCCAAGCGUACAAUGGACGGUGGUGAAUGAAAACAGUUUGGACAGCUUAGCCAUGCGUACUGUCGCGGACCCACUCAUUCAGACAUGUCUGGAUUGUCCCACCACGAUUGAUUAA
Opisthorchis viverrini is the source of this 270-nucleotide messenger RNA. RefSeq lists its product as hypothetical. Lineage: Eukaryota; Metazoa; Platyhelminthes; Trematoda; Opisthorchiida; Opisthorchiidae. The transcript has a single exon. The coding region runs from base 1 to 270 and encodes 89 amino acids. The record is from RefSeq and is a predicted model, not a curated record.